GAGCACAUCGCUGGCGCUCCCCGCGGCCGGCGGCACCGGGCCACGGCCUCGACUCGGUGCCGGCCGGUCGGCCCGGGACGCCGUCACGGCUCCGGGGUGCAACACCGAUCGGCAUAGGCAAACAAUUUUGAAGCUCCCCGAACAGCGCGCGGCCUCCAAAUAGCGUCGUGUCACCGGCCAUGGCCUGGCGCCUCGACUCCUGCGGUGGCAUAUAUAAGCGGUGCAGCCCGCGGGGUCGUCAGUUCGCCCUCGGCGGAACCACAGCAACAUCAUGCACAUCUAUCGGACCUGCAGCGCGCUGCUGCUGGUCGGCCUGUGCCUCGCCGACGGCGGAGGCGGCCGGGGAGGUGGAGGAGGGGGCGGCUACGGCGCACCCAGGGGCGGCGGAGGACGACCCCAGGGACUCGGUGGAGAGGUCAGCGGAUUCGGUCUGUCCAACGGAGGAGGAGGUGGCGGUGGAUACAGCGGCGGCGGUGGUGGUGGAGGCGGACCGAGCCAGGGCUACGGAGCUCCUCAGGGAGGCGGCGGUGGUGGAGGCAGCUUCAACGGCGGAGGCGGUGUCUCCUCUGGAUAUGGCGCCCCUCAGGGAGGCAUCGGAGGAAGUUUCAACGGUGGGGGCAGCUUCAACGGUGGUGGUGGAGGCGGUGUCUCCUCUGGAUAUGGUGCUCCUCAGGGAGGCAGUGUCUCGUCUGGAUAUGGCGCCCCUCAGGGCGGCAACGGGGGAAGAAGCUUCAGCGGUGGUGGUGGAGGCAGUGUCUCCUCUGGAUAUGGCGCCCCUCAGGGAGGAAGUGUCUCGUCUGGAUAUGGCGCCCCUCAGGGAGGCAACGGAGGCAGCUUCAACGGUGGUGGUGGAGGCAGUGUCUCCUCUGGAUAUGGCGCCCCUCAGAGAGGAAGUGUCUCGUCUGGAUAUGGCGCCCCUCAGGGAGGCAACGGAGGCAGCUUCAACGGUGGUGGUGGAGGCAGUGUCUCGUCUGGAUAUGGCGCCCCUCAGGGCGGCAACGGGGGAGGAAGCUUCAGCGGUGGUGGUGGAAGCAGUGUCUCCUCUGGAUAUGGCGCCCCUCAGGGAGGAAGUGUCUCGUCUGGAUAUGGCGCCCCUCAGGGAGGCAACGGAGGCAGCUUUAACGGCGGAGGUAGCUUCAACGGUGGUGGUGGAGGCGGUGUCUCCUCUGGAUAUGGCGCUCCUCAGGGAGGCAGUGUCUCGUCUGGAUAUGGCGCCCCUCAGGGAGGAAACGGCGGCAGCUUCAACGGUGGUGGUGGGGGCAGUGUCUCCUCUGGAUAUGGCGCCCCUCAGGGAGGCAACGGCGGCAACGGCGGUGGAUACGGAGGCGGUCAAGGCGGCGGUGGCGGAGACUCCAAUGGUGGCUACUCUAAGCCCCGAUCUUACAGCAUCAUCGAAGCUCCCGCUCGUCAGCCGUUCCGGGGUGGCUCGUCGCAGUUCUCCAGCGGCAAAGGAAUCAGCGGAGGCACCAUCUCGACCCGCUCCUUCUCGGCUCCGCGCAUAGUCAAGGGCUCCUCUAAGCCAUCGGGUGGAGGCGGCGGCUACGGAGGAUCAUCUGGAGGUGGAUCCGGUGGAUCCUCGGGUGGCUACAGCGCCCCGUCUUCCCAGUCCUCUGGAGGCUACAGUGCCCCAUCAGCUCAGUCUUCUCAGCCUUCUGGAGGCUACAGCGCCCCGUCCCAGUCUUCUGGAGGUGGAAGCUACAGUGCCCCGUCUUCUCAGCCCUCUGGAGGCUACAAUGCCCCGUCUUCUCAGCCCUCUGGUGGCUACAGUGCCCCGUCUUCUCAGUCUUCUGGAGGUGGUGGCUACAGCGCCCCGUCCCAGUCUUCUGGAGGUGGGGGCUUUGGCGGCCCGUCUCAGCUCUCUGGAGGCUACAGCGCUCCGUCUUCUCAGCCCUCGGGUGGCUACAACGCCCCGUCUCAGUCUUCUGGAGGUGGUGGCUACAACGCCCCGGCCCAGUCUUCUGGAGGUGGGGGCUUUGGCGGCCCGUCUCAGCCCUCGGGUGGCUACAGCGCCCCGUCUUCUCAGUCUUCUGGAGGCUACAGUGCCCCAUCUCAGCCCUCGGGAGGCUACAGUGGCCCCUCAUCUUCAGGCAGCUUCAGCUCCUCCCAGUCCUCGGCUGGAGGAUACAGCUCUGGAUCUUCCGGUUCCUCCGGUGGAUUCAGCAGCGGUUCUGCUUCAAGCGCUGGUUAUGGCAAAUAAUUACUCCUCCUAUGCAGGGAGCACGAUUAACUGCUUGGGCCCAUUGAUCAUUCUUUCCACUUCUUUGACCAUUAGUAGCACGUUGUGUCAUUCAUGACUUGUGUGAAUGUUUUCAAUAUUUAUCAUAUAUUUAUGAAUGCUGUAUGAAUAUGUGAAGGUGAUUUGAAAUAAAUCAAGUUACAAAGGCAUAA
Messenger RNA from Amphibalanus amphitrite, 2388 nucleotides. Its product is annotated as glycine-rich cell wall structural protein 1-like. Lineage: Eukaryota; Metazoa; Arthropoda; Thecostraca; Balanomorpha; Balanidae. Gene Ontology annotation, molecular function: transcription coactivator activity. Gene Ontology annotation, biological process: positive regulation of transcription by RNA polymerase II. The transcript is spliced from 2 exons. Gene Ontology annotation, cellular component: RNA polymerase II transcription regulator complex. The record is from RefSeq and is a predicted model, not a curated record. Bases 272 to 2197 code for a protein of 641 amino acids.